ACAUUAAAGGAAAAGAAAACUAAAUUUCAGCGCAUUUUUUUAUUACAAUUAAAUUAUUACAAAACCUAAAUCGAAUUUAAAGUUACCUUCCUGAACUAUCAGUAUGGAAGGGAAAACAGAUUUUAGUCGACCAGAUUUUGAUAGGAUUGGCCUUUUCAAGGAGAUGAGUUAUUUAGAAGGACCCGCACAGAUUCCACCAAUUUCUGAUAUCAUGAGUAGAGCUCCACCAAAGGGGAAACAGAUGUCGACAAGUAGCACAAAAUCAAAAAAUGGAACACAAUCCGGAUAUUUCGACAAAGAGUUUCUGAGAGUAUUCGAAGGAGAAGGUUAUGCAGACCCAAUUCGCAAUCGGAGGCUACAAAGAUUGGAAAAAGCGAAAUUGAAUAUUGGACCUGCGUUCAAAUCAACCUCACCAACAAAAACGCAAAAUGGCAAAGGAACGAACUAUGGAACAUUCCAAGGCAAAACAUUGGAAUAUUUUAGCUCUCAUCCAAGAGAAGUAGAGAAGGGUUCACCGCCAAAAAAGAAUUUUUAUACAAAUCCUCCAAAGAAAGGAACUGGAUAUGGUUACCCGAAUGUGACGAUAGGAAAAGUUCCUCCAUAUUUUCUUGAGGGUGAAUACGAAGAAUUAAAAGAAAAACCGGAAGAGCCAGAGAAACCUGAACCCCAAGAGUUUGAACCUUACAAAGUUGGUAUUUUCCAACAAGGAUACUUUGAUCCGAAUCCAUUCCGUACAGAUGAAGAGGUUGAGUUGCCUGAAGAGGAAGAGACAGAAACUUUCGAAAUCGAGAAACCAUUCUUGCCCACUGGCCCAGCAAAAAAGGAUGGCGGAAUGAAAGCCGGUUGUUUGAACAAAUUUCCUGAAUAUGUUGGUGAUCCAUAUGCUAAAAUGGGUGAGAGAAGUUUGAGAGGAGUAAAAAACUAUGUUAAUGCUGAGAAUAAAAUGUUUCGAUAUGUACCAGGACCUAAGCCUUAUCCUAUAAAAUCUAUCAUAACGAAAAACGUUGAAAGGAGAGUAACACCUGCAAAUUUCACAACCAUAAAAGGAGUAGUCUAUUGUCAAAACAAAACUUCUCAUUCCAUAAAGAAUUAAGUAUUUAAACUUCAUGAAAA
This is a messenger RNA of Parasteatoda tepidariorum (common house spider), 1113 nucleotides long. RefSeq names its product cilia-and flagella-associated protein 96. NCBI's taxonomy places the organism in Eukaryota, Metazoa, Arthropoda, Arachnida, Araneae, Theridiidae. The record is from RefSeq and is a predicted model, not a curated record. Gene Ontology annotation, cellular component: cytoplasmic microtubule; centrosome.